Anthonomus grandis grandis is the source of this 1821-nucleotide messenger RNA. RefSeq lists its product as uncharacterized. The coding region runs from base 246 to 1712 and encodes 488 amino acids. The record is from RefSeq and is a predicted model, not a curated record. Lineage: Eukaryota; Metazoa; Arthropoda; Insecta; Coleoptera; Curculionidae. The transcript is spliced from 8 exons.
UUUUAAAAACUGUUAACACUGUUAACAGUGUUAACGGUGUUAACUAUAUUUGUGUUCUGUGAUACAUAGUAUUUACUGCUCACUUUUUUUAUUAAUUGUAUUUUAUUAUAAGGGAUAUGGAUUUUCCGGUUUAAUAUUUCAUUGUCAUGUUGUGCAACAUGCUGCAAAUCAGUUUGAUUCGAAUGUUCAUCAGCUUUACACAACAUUAAAGUACAAAUUUUCAAAGUAACAAUUUUAAGGUUAAAAUGGAAUGGUCACCUAAGCUUAAAGAUUUGGGCUAUAGCGAGUUUAAACUGUUGAAAAAUACAAAGCUUGAUGAGUUAAAAACUUAUACUUUGCAAGAUAUUCUAGAUAAUAGUGAAAAAUUUCCUAUUAAUUUUCCUGUUGAUGCCGUUAGACUUAAGAGUCUAAAAAAUAAGAAAAAUGUCACCAAAGAUUUUCUAACGAAAAGUAUAAAUUCAGUAUAUCCUUUUAUGCACGAAUCUGCGUUACAACUAUGUAUACAGUUUAUUGAACUGAAACAGAAUUAUGGGAGCUCUGUAGAGCAGAAGUUUUAUAAAAAUAUGCAGUUAAAAUCAUUUAUUAAUAGGCUGUUAAAAAAUAGGGCAGUUAUGUUCAUGGGCAAAGCUGAUUACUACAUUUUGCUUUCUGGAGAAAGGGGCGCUAGAAAAUGGGAGUUUUGUGGUACAGCAAGGGAAUUUCCACCACUAAUCCUAGAAAAUUGCUUAAGCUAUGAUGAGAUAAAGUUAUCCGCGCUCCUCUAUGUGAGCUCAUACACUCACUUUAUUAAUAAAGGUGAAAGGAAAAAUAGGGCAGUGUAUGCAGAUGAUAGGAGUUUAAUUCAGGAUGAUGGAAUUAUAAUGGGUAUGAUUGGACCCCGUCUAAAAAAAUUUUUUGUAAUGGAUUUUCAGGAGAUUGUUCUAACCCCUAAGCAGAACAUCGCAAAUGACGGUUGUGGUACCAACGAACCAUCAAUUCAAAAAUUAUUUUGUGAAUUUUAUCAAGAAUACUCUUACAAUUAUGAAACUGCUCAAGAAAGGAUGUCCAAAAAUACCUUCCCAGGCCGCUACGUAAAAUUACCGUUUCCAAAAGGAGCAAUUUUCGAUAACGAAAUAUAUAAAAAACGCCUUACAAUUGUUUUCGAUACGAUGCUAGUAGAAGCCAAUUAUAGAGCACAACAGUGUGGCAAAAUGGCCUAUCUUCACGUGGUUGGUUUGGGAUUAGGAGUGUGGAAGAUAUCAAGCCAUCAGGAGAAAAUAUACGUUAAUUGGUUUUACCAAAGACUUCAAAAUUUGUCUUCGAAGCUUCAAAACAUCAGUGAUGUAUGUUUCUCAUACUUUGGAGACUGUGCUGGGUUAGAAAAUGGCAGUUUGAUAAAAAUUGAUAGACACCCGCUAGGAGGAAUUUAUAUUCAUAUUUAUAGGAGGCAGCCUCACGAAAAAUUGGAUGAUCCUGAUAAACUUCUAGUAGUGUCCUAUGCAUGGGACGGUAACGCUUUACCCGGUAAUGAAUGGUGGGACAACAAAUUGGAUAAAAGUGGAGACUCGGCUGCAGCUUCAUCCACCCAAAUAACAGAGCUGCAUAACCCACACAUUAACCCUCUUGUUUGCGCUGACAAUCUAAGGAUAGUGACUUCAGAGGGACACAUAGAAACAUUCAAGUCAUUUAUUGAACAAAUGACUCGCAAAGAAUCAGAAGCUCCGGGGAAUUAAAUAAGAAAUUGAAGUCAUCUUGAAGUUAGCCAUUAUAUGUUAUGUUAUUAUUUAUGUUUCCUAAAUGUGUUUUAUUUUUAUACAUAUUAUAACAAUUAUAUAAAACAUA